AUGGCAACCCCUAUUUUUAAUAGACUUUCUAGUAGCGAUUCAAUUGAGAUUGACAGACAUUUCUCGAAAAUCUAUUACUUCGUAUUCGAUUCUCUUGUAUCAACUGUCGCCGGAAGUAAGGAUAUGGAUAUCUCCAACAUAGCAAGGAAGCUUGAUCUCGCUAACAACAAGGUUGUGGUCCGAAAAGCAGCGGAGAUUCGCCGUCUUUGCGAUGCUCAGUUUGAUUCAUCCAUCAUCGGCGUUGGUGAGAUCUGUAAGGCUGUGAUAUGUCUGGAAAUCGCAGCGUCUCGAUUGGACGUUAUUUUCGACCGACACACAGCGAUUAAAUUGAGUGGUAUGUCUGAAAAGGCGUACACCAGAUCAUUCAAUAGCCUCCAAAACGUUAUCGGAGUCAAGAUUAAGCUUAAUGUUAAAGAACUGGCGAUUCAGUUUGGAUGCGUUAGGAUAAUCAAAUCCGUGCAAAAUGUGCUAUCUUCGUACAAGGAGAGGUUUCUUGCGUCGCUACCAGCGACAAGAAGAGCAAAUGCUGAUUUCACUAGACCUGUAUUUACAGCUGCUGCUUUCUAUUUGUGUGCUAAAAAGCAAAAGCUCAAGGUAGAUAAAGUUAGGCUGAUUGAGGUUUGUGGGACAUCAGAAUCUGAAUUCUCUUGUGUCUCAACUUCCAUGAUGGAACUUUGCUUUGACUCUGUUGGGGUCUCCAAGGAUAAGAAAGAUGCAAAAGAGGUGAAAGGAAACCGAGAUUUUCUUGAUGUGUUACCUGAAAAGAGGAGACUAGAGGAUGGCGGGUAUUCAUCUGAUGAUGAGUCUUCAUGUUACAAAAGACACAAGAAGAUGGAAGAGGCUAAGUAUGAGGACUGGAAAUCUACAGUCGUUAAUUCUAUCAAGAAGAAUCCAGAAAGAGGAGCCAAGAAAGUUAUACAGACAAGUCUCAAUUUCACAAAGAAGACUGAGAACAAAGAGUUGCAAGUUGAUUCAUAG
Molecule: messenger RNA, 978 nt
Organism: Microthlaspi erraticum
Lineage: Eukaryota; Viridiplantae; Streptophyta; Magnoliopsida; Brassicales; Brassicaceae
Source: the annotation of a GenBank genome assembly